This is a messenger RNA of Paramecium sonneborni, 3186 nucleotides long. Lineage: Eukaryota; Ciliophora; Oligohymenophorea; Peniculida; Parameciidae. The record is from the annotation of a GenBank genome assembly.
AUGAAUUCAAUUAUAAUCAUCUUAAGCACUUUAAUAGUAAGCUCUUUAGCAUCAGUGACUAUAGUUUAUGACCAGAAGAAUAAUACAAUUUAAUAGGCAGCUAAUACCAUAACAUUCAACAUUACUACAAUCUUUCCAACUUCUUCAGAUAUAUAGGUGGAUGUUUAAUUGCCUAAUCAAAUACUUGGUUAAGAAAAUAUUGUUUGUGGAAUAACAGGAUUAACUAAUGGAGCAUGUAAUUUAGUAUAUAGUAAGUUUAUAAUAACAUUCAAGUCUGCCACACCUACAUUCUAAAUCAUUUUUAUUAAUAUAAACAACCCAUUAACUACAUUUACUGAUCCAGUUCAAUUGAAUGCUUCAGUUAUUGCAACAAAAUCAUUAAUUUUCACAUAACUUGUUUAACUCUAAUUUUAGCCCAAAAAUAUUCCUAUAUCAAUAAAUCAACCAACUACAACUUAUGUAGCUGCUCCUUUAAUAAUAAAUAUUGAUGGUACUACCAUCACAUAUCCAACUUAAUCUUAAAUAGUAAUAACAACAAAUGGUAUAUUGGAAAAUCCAGUUUAAUUAAGUGGAAUUGUUUUUAAUAAUAUAAAACAAUAAGAGAAUAAAAUAAUCAUCAGUAAUGUUUAAUUGCCAUCUAACUCUUAAACUUCGAUCAACAUUACAAAAUUGACUAUUCCAUCUAAUGAACCUAUAAACUAUAAAAUAGAGAUCUUAGAUUCUAAUAAUGGAUAUUUAACAACUUUUUCGACUACUUAAACUAUUUAAAAUAUUAAUAACAACUAUGAUUACACUUUGUCUGUAGACAAUUAAAUUGUUGGAAUGCCAACAACUAUGAAAAUUGUAUUUUGCAACCUACAUUCAUAAAGUCAAUUUUUGUUUUCCACAUAAAUUUUGACAUUAAAAUAUGUUACUACUUUUGAAUCUUCUUGUCAUACAACAGUAUUUGAGCAAUUUUUCAAUCCUCUUUCAUUAAAUAAUAUUAAUUUUGAUUUAAAAGUUACUUUAAAUAAUUAUGAUAGCAUAAGAAGAUCCAUCUUAUAUAAUCCAAUUAAAGAUAAUAUAUAAAUGACACUCUCUUAGAAUACAACUAUAAUGUUAAAUUAUGCACUUGUAAUUUUAAAUUUAUAGUUAAAUUAAUAAUAUACUAACUUUUUUGUUGAAUUAACAAAUUAAUAUGUAACAAAUAGUUGCAAAAUCUAGGAUUUGGAAUGUUCUUAGUCAAAUAAUAUCUAUAAAUCUAGUCUAUUAGAAUCAAAAUUAAAUAAAGUAGUAAUAAGAUUAGAGAUCCUAUUACCUGGUUGUGAUUCUUAUUUAUUUUAGGCAAGACUCUUUUAUCAAAAUUAAGAGUUGGCUAGAUCUAAUUAAUUAGCACCUCAACUUGUAAAAUACAAAUUAACUUCUACAUUAGAUACAUCUUCUUUUAAUAUUGGAGAGGAAGUAGAUUUUACAAUUAAUGGUCUGGAUUCUACAUAAAUUACUACAUAUUACAUAACUACAACUUUGCCUAAUUUUACAUGUUAGGAUUGUAUCUAAUUCGAAAAUUAAUUACAAUAUGGUUAAGUUAAUAAUAUUUAAUUUUCAGCUAUUAACUUUCAAAACAUAAAACCUUACACUAUUAAAAUAAUAGCUUACAAAGAUUAAUGCUUAAUUGCUGAGUAGAAUUUUAAAUAAGCAGCUAUUCCACAGCCAUUGUAAUUAUCAGUUAUUACUGAUAAUAAUUACUAAUUAGCAUAAGGUAAUUGGUAAAUAACUAUUACACCUGAUUUGUAGGAUAAAGGAGUUUUGAAAAUUCCAUUUAUAUUACCAAAUAAUCAAGAAAAUAAGAUUAAUGCUUCAUCCAUGUAUAUCAAUAAAACGCAAUAUUCUUUAAAUAUGACAAACCAAUACUUAGAAAAAGAAGAGAACUAUUGGGAAGUAGCAUAUUACAGAGAAGGAUUUAUAUAUGCAUAGGGAAAUUUAACAUUGCCAAAAUUAGAUAUUAUGGAAUUUAAGAAUGUGAGGAUCAAAAAAUAAAAUACAUUAUUAAAUGAAUCUGAUAACAUAUCAAUAACUUUUGAUACAUAUUUUGAUAUACCAAUAAAUGGAAAAUUGCAAUUAGAUGUCUCAAAUUUAUAAGUAAACAAUAUUACUUUAAAUGGGUAAGAUUUAAGUAAUUUAGUUUAAAUUCCAAAAGGAAAUUAAACACUAAAUUUUACAAUAUAAUUCAUCAAUCCUAUUAGCAAUUACACUGAUUUUUUUAAUCUUACUUCUUUUAAUGAUUUAGGAUAGAUUUAAUAAAAAUCUAAUAUAAGGUAUUCUUUUAAUUAUGAAUGCGGAAUUGAUUAAUGUGGAGUUUGUAAUUUAAAUGAUUGUAUAGCAUGCAAAUCUACUUUUACAUUAAUAAAUAAUACUUGCUAAUUAAUAUGUAAAGAGAAUCAAAUUAUUGUAAAUAAUUCCUGUGUAAAUAAUUAAAGUAGUAACAAUAAUAUAAAUGAUACUAAUCAAUAAAAUAAUAAUAAUAAUCUCCUAAAUCCAAAUAAGAAAGUAGAAAUAACAAGUAAUAAUGAAGAGGUUACAUUUAUUUUUACUCCUCCUGUAAUUAGUCCAAUUGUAGUUAUUAUUUUUUUGUUUGCUUUGUCUCGUAAGUGUUGGUGUAGUGAAUCAGAAACCUUUAUAAUAUUUUAUUCUUUAGCAUCUUUGAUGGAACAUAUAAUCCAUAUAUUUUUAUUCAUUUAUUUUUUUGUAACCCUGGAUUUAAUAUAUGGAUUUUGUAUGAUUUCAGUUAUAGUUAUACAUUUUUCAUCUUAGAUUUACAUAGUUUUCAUGAAUUUAUUUAAGAUAGAUCCAGAGUAUAUUGGAAUUCGUUAAUAAAGCAAUUGGUUUAAGUUGCUCCAUAUUAUUUCACUUACAUUUUGUGGAAGGUUGUUAUUAUUAUUGAUAAGUAAAUUUGAUUAAUCUUAUGUUUGGUCAACUCCUUGGACAUUUAAAAUAUCUGUUCUUUAAAGAUUAUAAAAUUAUCUGAAAUUUCAAAUUAUGGCUUAGAUUGGUGUUUUAGUAUUAGUUAUAUUGGCAAUUUUGUAACAACUUUUUUUACUUUAUAUUGAAAUUCUUAGUUUUUAAAUAAUCCAAGUUGUGGUUACUUUAUAUACUUUCAAUCAUUUGAGAAAUCAAAAAAAUUAAGAAAUUAGAUAUACAUAUGUUUGA